Messenger RNA from Ilyonectria robusta, 792 nucleotides. RefSeq lists its product as uncharacterized. The record is from RefSeq and is a predicted model, not a curated record. Gene Ontology annotation, molecular function: protein binding. The transcript has 2 exons. Bases 1 to 792 code for a protein of 263 amino acids. Lineage: Eukaryota; Fungi; Ascomycota; Sordariomycetes; Hypocreales; Nectriaceae.
AUGGCUUCUCAGGGGCAGAAGAAUUGGGGACUCCUCGAGCAGUACUUAACGCCGGCCCUUCUCCAGGGCCUUCGAGAGUUCUGGUACGAGCAUCUUGAGAAUGAGGAGGAUUUUAUCAUGCCGACGGCGGAUCAUAGCCGGCGGUGGUACAUGGGUGGGAAAGAACUCGACAAUAUGUGUUUGGACCGUUUCGCCCCCGCGCUUGAAGCGAUCCGCGAGUCUGGAGCCACGACGGGUGCUGACGUGCUGAGAGCCGCUCAACCACGCGAACCGCUUGAUUGGCUGAGCCUUGUUAUUCUGCUUGAUCAGAUCCCGCGGAAUUGCUACCGAGGCGAGCAAUCAAAGAUUGUAUUCAAGUUCUUUGACCCCAUCGCACAGCAGGUGUCCUUGGAAGCCAUCGAACAAGGCUUGCCGGAUCAGAACCCUAGGAUCCGGUGGAAUUUCGCCUACCGCAGCUGGUUCUACAUGCCUCUCAUGCACUCAGAGUCACUUUCUGCCCACGACAAGGCAGUUGAGGAGUACAUCCUGCUCGAGAAGGAUGUAUUAUCGCUUGCCGAGGGACUGGUGUCGCCGGAAGCGGAUGAUUUAGAGAAGCGGGCGAGGGAGGUGAUCCAGCGCAAUGUGAAGGCGGCCAAGGGCAUGGCAGAGACCAAUGUGGCGUUCGAAAAGAAGCACCGUGAUAUUAUCCAACAGUUUGGGCGAUAUCCGCACCGGAACAAAGCGAUGGGCCGUGAGCCGACGACAGCUGAGACGGAGUAUCUCGAGAAUGGAGGCGAAACCUUUGGCGGAUGA